AUUUUUUUUUUAAAAAAGGAAAAAACAUAUGGUGUGUUUAUCUAUGACAUGCCCAUGAAGAAUCUCAAAUCUCAAUCAGAUAAGCUCUUUAUUUAUUUAUUUAUUUUUCUAUAUCUAUUUUCCCGGUUUCUUUUUAUAUAAAAAUCGAAUUACAAAUCUCUCGUUUGACUCAGGUAGGACGCCCCUACACCUGUGUAUUUUAGUAUUAUUAUUAUUAUAAAAUUCCAUUCAACUCUCUCUCUCUCUCUCUCUCUAUAUCUCUCGAUCAAGCAAAAUCUCGAUGCAACAAGAACCUUCCUUGAACUAAAAGCCCUUUGAUUUCCAAAAAAAACUCUGGGUCUAUUAGUUUUUUUGGUUUUCUUGAUCUGGGUAUAAUCGAAAAUUUGUUGUUUUUUUUUUGGGUGGUGAGUGGGGAUGAGGAAGAGGGAGAGGGAGAAUCCGUGUGGGGUAUGUGGGCACUAUCACAAGUACGAGGAAGGAGAAGUUUGUGGGGUAUGCGGUCACAGAGCUCCCGUUUCUUCGGAUAAAGCAUCGCUUCAAGUCAGUGCUUUUCCAUCGGUGAUCUUGCCUGACUUCCUCUAUUUGGGUAGCUAUGAUAACGCCUCUCGCUCUGAGCUUCUCAAGACCCAGGGAAUUACUCGUGUCCUUAAUACUGUACCUGCUUGUCAAAAUCUCUACAAGAAUUCAUUUACCUAUCAUUGCCUGCAAGAUGGCAAAAAUUUACAAUUUGAUGAUGCAAUACAAUUUUUAGAGCAAUGUGAGAGGGAUAAGGCUCCAGUCCUUGUGCACUGCAUGUCAGGAAAAAAUAGGUCACCAGCAAUUGUAAUAGCUUACUUGAUGAAGUCUAGAGGAUGGAGGCUUCCACAGAGCUAUCAGUGGGUGAAAGAACGGAGAUCAUCUGUUGAGUUAAGUCAAGCUGUGUACCAGCAACUGCAGGAAUAUGAGCAAAAGAUCUUUGGAUCAUCUGAUAGUAGCAAUCCUCCUCUGCCUACCUUUCCACCUGCUGGAGCCCCAUCCUUCAACUUUGGCUUCUUAAAGGCAAAUGAUCCAGUUCCUGUUCCUAUUCCUGCUUUCAAUAAUAUUGGUGCUACUUCUAUUUUUGCCCGUACGCCUUUAGAAGUUCCUCCGCAUGAGUUCACAUUUGGUGCCGGUCAGACCCAGAAAAGCGUGUCUGAAAGCCUAGCAAAUCCUAGUUGCACCGAUAUUCCAAUGGAUAGCACUUAGAUCCCUGAAGUUUCUUUUGCAAGAACAACCAUUUCGCCAAUGAGACCGACGACUUUUAAUGAGGAUAUUUAUGAAAUUUGGCUGUAAAUUGUGAGUAAAAAUGUUAGAAGUUUUUCUGGUUUGUUAGAUAUGAAGAGUUGGUACAUUCGCUCUUGGUACAUUCAUUCUGGGUGCCUUGAAUGUGAAUGAAUAUAUUUAUUUUUGGACCA
Durio zibethinus is the source of this 1433-nucleotide messenger RNA. RefSeq names its product protein-tyrosine-phosphatase IBR5-like. The record is from RefSeq and is a predicted model, not a curated record. Lineage: Eukaryota; Viridiplantae; Streptophyta; Magnoliopsida; Malvales; Malvaceae. Gene Ontology annotation, biological process: protein dephosphorylation; negative regulation of MAP kinase activity; auxin-activated signaling pathway. Gene Ontology annotation, cellular component: nucleus. Gene Ontology annotation, molecular function: MAP kinase phosphatase activity.